Molecule: messenger RNA, 1443 nt
Organism: Penicillium concentricum
Lineage: Eukaryota; Fungi; Ascomycota; Eurotiomycetes; Eurotiales; Aspergillaceae
Product: GDP-Man:Man(1)GlcNAc(2)-PP-dolichol alpha-1,3-mannosyltransferase
Exons: 2
Coding region: 1-1443 (480 amino acids)
Molecular function (GO): GDP-Man:Man(1)GlcNAc(2)-PP-Dol alpha-1,3-mannosyltransferase activity; alpha-1,3-mannosyltransferase activity
Source: RefSeq, a predicted model, not a curated record
AUGGGCCUCCAACGGUCCAAUGUGACAAUAAUCCACCCGGACCUCGGUAUCGGAGGUGCCGAGCGGCUAAUAAUCGACGUCGCCCUAGCCCUUCAGAACCGAGGCCACCGCGUAACGAUCUACACCUCCCACCGCGAUAAGGCCCACUGCUUCGACGAGGCGCGCGAUGGCACACUGGACGUCCGCGUACGCGGAAACACCAUCUUUCCCGCCCAUGUCUGCGGCCGACUUCACAUCCUCAUGGCUGCCCUGCGCCAGCUACAUCUUACCGCGUCACUACUAGGCGAGCUUGGAACAAGGGGGACAGCUACCACAACCACUGACGAGGAGGAGGACUGCGAUGAUAUCUUUAUUGUGGACCAGUUGCCGGCCUGCGUGCCGUUUUUGAAAUCGUUCGGCAGCCCGCGCCAGUCACGACGUCAGCGCAUCCUGUUCUAUUGUCACUUCCCGGAUCAAUUGCUCGCGCGCCGAGAUGAGGGCGGCUCGCUUCUUCGCCUCGCGAAGGUGUUAUACCGUUUUCCGUUUGAUUGGUUUGAAGGAUGGGCGAUGAGCGCGUCAGAUCGGGUUGUUGCGAACUCUAGGUUCUCCCGUGGGGUCGUGCGUGACGUCUUUGGCUCGGAUAGGUUGGGUGAUGUGGAGGUGGUUUAUCCGUGUGUUGAUAUGGAUUCCGGGGUACCAGUGCCCGAGAAAGUGAAAGAAGACCCUCUCUGGGGUGGGAAGAAGAUUCUGCUCAGCAUCAAUCGCUUCGAGCGUAAAAAGGAUAUGGGGUUAGCGAUUCGCGCUUAUAAUGGACUAGGAGCGGAGAAGAGGAAAGGGACGCGCCUGGUGAUUGCUGGCGGUUACGAUAACCGUGUCCACGAGAAUGUUCACUACCACCAAGAGCUGGAUGAGCUCGCGACCAGUCUCGGGUUGAAGACUGCAACUUCCAAGACAGUCCUUUCUGCACUUUCAAUCCCCGACAACAUCGAUGUCCUCUUCCUUCUUUCUGUUCCCACUGCAUUCAAAGAUACCCUAUUGGCGCAAUCAAAGCUCCUUCUCUACACACCAAUCAACGAACACUUUGGCAUUGUACCUGUCGAAGCAAUGCGCGUCGGUCUUCCAGUAUUAGCAUCUAAUACUGGCGGUCCACUUGAGACAAUUGUCGAGGGUGAAACGGGCUGGCUCCGAGACGCUCACGCAGAUGAAGAGUGGACUGCUGUGAUGGACAAGGCGCUUUACCGACUGAGUCGGGAGGAUCUUGAACGCAUGGCUCUUGCUGGCAAGAAUAGGGCGCAGCAGGAAUUCUCGCUCACUGCUAUGGGUGAUAGACUUGAAGAAGAGAUCUCCACCAUGCUUAAAGCUGAAAGAAGGCCGUUCAAUGGGUGGCAGCAGGUCUUUGUCAUUCUCAGUGCGGUUGGGGCUGUUCUUGCUGUGAUGGCCGCAGUCUUAUUUCGAGCGCUAUAA